Pteropus alecto (black flying fox) is the source of this 3603-nucleotide messenger RNA. It is a transcript of the gene SNX8, whose product is annotated as sorting nexin 8. Gene Ontology annotation, molecular function: phosphatidylinositol binding. The record is from RefSeq and is a predicted model, not a curated record. Bases 16 to 1263 code for a protein of 415 amino acids. The transcript has 11 exons. Lineage: Eukaryota; Metazoa; Chordata; Mammalia; Chiroptera; Pteropodidae. Gene Ontology annotation, biological process: retrograde transport, endosome to Golgi.
GUGGAAAGCAAACGAAUGAGUGAGGACUUGCCAGUGCCCCAGGUGAACGAGCAGAGGGACCUGGACCCCGGUCGGAUGCAGAUGCUGCAGGGGAACCCGCUGCUGCUCCCACACAGCCUGCAGGAGCUGCUGGCCAAGGACACCGUGCAAGUGGCCCUCGUCCCCGAGAGGAAGGGCCUCUUCCUGAAGCAUGUGGAGUACGAAGUGUCCAGCCAGCGCUUCGGGGCCUCCGUGAGCCGCCGGUACAACGACUUCGUGGUUUUCCACGACCUGCUGCUCCAGAAGUUCCCCUACCGCAUGGUGCCGGCCCUGCCGCCCAAGAAGAUGCUGGGAGCUGACAGGGAGUUCAUCGAAGCCCGGAGGAGAGCCCUGAAGCGCUUCAUUAACCUGGUGGCCCGGCACCCCCCCUUCUCCGAGGACGUGGUGCUCAAGCUGUUCCUGUCCUUCAGCGGCCCCGACGUGCAGAGCAAGCUAAAGGAAUCGGCUCAGUGUAUGGGAGACGAAUUCACGAACUGUAAGCUGGCGACGCGGGCCAAGGACUUCCUCCCAGCUGACAUCCAGACUCAGUUCGCAGUUAGCCGGGAGCUGAUCCGAAAUGUCUACAACAGCUUUUACAAGCUUCGUGAUCGGGCCGAGAGGAUUGCGUCAAGGGCCAUCGACAAUGCUGCUGACCUCCUCAUAUUCGGGAAGGAGCUAAGUGCUUUAGGGUCUGACACGACACCGCUCCCCUCCUGGGCCGCUCUGCACAGCAGCACGUGGGGGUCCCUCAAACAGGCGCUGAAAGGGCUCUCUGUUGAGUUUGCACUGCUCGCUGACAAGGCCGCCCAGCAGGGCAAAAAGGAAGAGAACGAUGUGGUGGAGAAGUUGAACCUCUUCCUGGAUCUGCUCCAGUCCUACAAGGACCUGUGCGAGCGGCACGAGAAGGGCGUGCUGCACAAGCACCAGCGGGCGCUGCACAAGUACAGCCUGAUGCGGAGGCAGAUGAGCGCGGCCGUGCACGGCCAGCAGCCCGAGGCCGUGCAGCAGCUGGAGUCGCGCAUCGUGGAGGAGAGCACGAUCCAGACGAUGGAGCUGCGGCACGCCUUCUCCCUGUACUGCCUGCACCAGGAGACGCAGCUGGUCCACGCCCACCUGCCCCUCACCUCCCACAUCCUCGGGGCCUUCGUCAACUCCCAGAUCCAAGGGCACAAGGAGAUGAGCAAGGUGUGGGACGACCUGAAGCCCAAGCUGCACUGCCUCUUCGCUGGACCCAACAGCACCUGACCCUGCCAGGGUCCCCAGGGAUGGCCUGUCUCCUCACUAGUGCUGCGAGGACCCGGGGCGCAAAACCCACCGGCGCCCUCACUAAAACUUCUUUCCAAACGGUGUGUCCCUGUUUGAUUCCCUUCAGAGAGCAGCUGUCCCCCAUGUCCCGCGGGCUGCCGCCCUCAAGCAGGAGAGCUGACGUCAGGGCUGGCAGGUCCGGUGCGACGGCGCAGAGCCGAGGACACGGCUGUGGGCUCAGGCUGUGGCCGUCCUGGCCCAGCGCUGUGGCCUGAGGCUUGUGCUGGAAAGCGUCGGCCCCUGGGAUGGCUUCCCCUGGGACCUGGAGGCCAGCGUGCGGCAGAGGUUUUCACAGCACACGGUGCCCGGGGGGUGCAGGGGCCCUGUGCUGGAGCAGCCGGAGAGGGAGGCCGAAACCCUGUGGAGGGCAGGAAUGUCCCUGCGGUGGCAUGUCACCCUGGAUGAGGCACAACUGAUGAGUGAGAGGGCAGUCCUGGGCGGGGGGUGAGUGUGCGAGGCGGCUGCUGGGGCCAGCAGGGCAGGUGCAGCUGGGGGCCGCUGGGCAUGAGCGUUUCGCUUCCACAGAAUGAGCUCCCGCGAGCGUCUCGUGUCCCUACACAUGCGUGUGCAUGUGCACACACUCUGUGACCCAGGUGUGCCCGUGGUCUGAGGUGUGGCAGACAGGGUGGCCUGGUGCUUCCGCUGUCCGUCCCUGUACCAGGAGCUGCUGUCCUCCCUGGAGAGAUGCUCCUCUCUUUUGGGGCUUAGAGGGGGCCGUGGGGGAGUUGUUCUGCCUGGGGCCUCUCAAACUGCCUCAUUCCCGGUUGACUAGAACCCUCCUCCCAGCCUCUCUCGCACUUGCUGGCCCAGCCACCUGUGCCCAGGGGCCUGGCAUUGCGGCAGCUCUGGGCGUGGGAAAGGGUGUUUCCUGCUCUGAGUCCCGUCCGUGUGAACGUGGAGCAGACUGGCCCCCUCGGGCGCCCUGGCCCUUACUGUCUCGUUGGCCAGGAGAGGUGUCGGAGGCGGCUCUGACUCAGAGCUUUCUCUGUCAGAUGUGGAGUCUGCCUUCUAUUCGCCCACCCUCACGGGCAUGCAGGACCCGGGAUGGAGCUGGAGGCUCUGGGUAACUGCGCCUGCAGAUGGGUGCCGCACUUCAUGUCCCGGGGGAGGUGUGUCGGGCCCGCCCGCGUGAUUCCACCCGUGUGGAAGCAGCCGUGGGUGUGGGCAGGCCAGCUGUGCUGCCCCAGCCGAGGCGCUGCCGGGCCGACGUGUGCCUCCCGGGCUGAGGAGCACGCCUGUGCUACUCCACGGGGCUGGUCCUUCCCAGUGCUGUGCACUUGAGCCAUAAAGCGUGUCCUUCAGUGGCUGCUGCUCACCUUCUGGAGCCUGUCAUGCGUGGCAAGGGGCAAGCCACCACCAGAGGGGGAAGUAGUCCACACCCCAACCAGAUGGGCUGGAUGGCCGGAUCGGGGCACAGCUCGCACACUGGGGCAGCAGUGUGGGAGGGUGACAGGGAGUGGCUCCCAGUCAGGUUGAGGCCCUCCUUACCAGGUCACUGGAGAGUUUCAGCACCAAAGACGUCCUCCUGAUGGCCUCUGCUGCUGGCACACCACCCUGCCGGGAGCCAAGGAGCAGGCUCCUGGCUGGGGCCCGGGCCCUGUUAUUGGAGGCUCCCCCAGAGGGGCACUUUCAUCCUGGGCGCUGUGGAGGUCUAAGGGAGGACACUCAGGAGUGACAGAAGGUCAUGUCAGCUGGGGACAGCAGAGGCCACCUUUUUCCACAGUUUCCUCUUGGCCCGGAGCCUGGGCUGCUGGUAGAUUCCUGGCUGGGGGCUGGCAUUCUCUGCUUUGUCCUGGGGAGGGCGUGGAGGCCACUGCCAGCCGUGGGUAGAGGCUCGGGGUGGUGGGAGGGCAGGGGUCUCCUGCACGCCUCCACCGUUCCUGCCGCCCGCACUGUCCUUGCCAGCCAGGGAGAGCCGAUGUGCCACUACAGCCUCGCCUCACCUGGCGGAAGGACCCCCACUGUGCUACCGACGGGAGCCCUGCCCCAGGGACGCUGGAGUGAGGCGGCCUGCGCCCAGCUCACCCACUGGGGACUGGAGACACGCCCUAGGCAUUGGGCUGAAGACAAGGUCUGGGUAGCCUCUGUGAGGACAGUUCUGUGUGAUGCCCUCCCUCUUGCUCUGCGUGAGUCCAGUUUUCCAUGUGAAACGCUGCAUCAGGCUGCGGGACUCAAUCACCACCCCUCCGAUAAACUGGAGCUCUCUACACGUGGUCUACACAUUCCACGACUUUCAUCCACAAACUGACAAACUAUUAAACAUGCUUAUAAAACAGGGAA